Molecule: messenger RNA, 9674 nt
Organism: Bombus pyrosoma
Lineage: Eukaryota; Metazoa; Arthropoda; Insecta; Hymenoptera; Apidae
Gene: PlexA
Product: plexin-A4
Exons: 13
Coding region: 1392-7175 (1927 amino acids)
Biological process (GO): motor neuron axon guidance; negative regulation of cell adhesion; regulation of cell migration
Cellular component (GO): semaphorin receptor complex
Molecular function (GO): semaphorin receptor activity; protein binding
Source: RefSeq, a predicted model, not a curated record
AGUGCGGCGGGGAUAUCGUGGCCUGGCGGAGCCCAGUCGAGUCCCGUGAGUCCGGGAAAGCACAGCUAUUAAGGUGGUACGUGGUGGUGGUGUAGGCGUCGUCCGGGACUGAGAAUUCGAGGCCGCCAUCGAGAAGCAUCUCCACACAGUGUGUCUGGUGCGUUUACGUGUGGUCGUCGGUUCCGCGUGGUACGCAUCGAAAAACCGGCUCGAUUCGUGACUGAUUUCCAUUCUACCUUGAUAACAUUGAAAGAGAGCCUUAUUCUGUUGUGCCGCGUGCUGUAAGAGUGUGUAGGUACGUACAACGAUAGGCCACGUCUUCGUUGCUGGAACUGAGCAGACAGACACCUCUCCCAUCGACACGGACCAGUUUUCUACUUCGUACCGGCCGAAAGAGGAAGAAAUCGAUGGUGGUGUCACAACAGACAACGUCCGAAUCACUUUGCUGGCCGCGUACGUAAACCCUAAACCCGUGGAAGACGCAUAUCGGAAGUAUAUAGGAGGAAUCGAACAGGCGCGCACGAUGAUUCUGCGCGUCUGAAAGUACCGUGUACGCAAGAGAGAGGGAACAAGAUAGCUAGAUGGAUAGAUAGUUAGAUACGUAGAUAGGGAUAGAUAGGACUGAUAGAACGUGUGGAAAGAGGAAUACACGACGUCGUUCGAGGGCUCGCAUACAUAUAUUUACGUUCGUCGCGUUCGGUGGUGGAUAAAGAAAAAAAAAAUAGAGUGACAACCGGUGAUCUACGAUCGAGAGUGGGGGAAACGUAUUUCGAUAGCGGGAGGAACACGAACGAUGUUAUCGUUCUUUGUCGCACGUUUCUUCGACCCCUGAUGACCAGUGCUCGCUCUCGGUGUAACCGAUUAACAGACUCCCGCGAGUGUCUAUCGAUUAAACCGUCGGGAGAACAGCGAAGGAGGAAGUAGUAAAGCCUUUGCGAAAGAAAGGAAAAAGGGUGUGGAAGAAAAAGAACGAGUGAAAAGAAGGAGAAUAGAAGAGCGAAUAAAAGAGAAGAAGAUCACGGAGAGGAUAAAGGAUUAAAAAGCAAGAGGAUAGAAAAUUGGUGACGACUGUGAGUGGUCGGGUAGUGCGUGGCAAGAGAGAGUGUGUGCUCUAAACGGAGCACGUUGCAAAGGAGUAGCAUCGAGGACGGGGGGUCCAGAGUGACAUUGGGGGGGCGUGUGAGACUGAUUUUGCCCCCCCUACCCCCUGUCUGUCGUCCGAAACUGUGACUUCAUCGUCGUUAAGUCAAUUUCUCGUUGGCGUUACAACGUUGCCGUCUAGGUCUGGGAUAGGCUCGAGGAAGACGCCUUUGCGAGGAUUCCCGGGUGCAACGAAGGAGGAAGUAGUGACAGAUCGUGUCCCGCGUAGCAGUAGAAAGUAGAGUAGUAAGAUGCUAGUCUUCCCGUGCAGCAGCGAGUCAUCGACAAGGAUGGGAUCGAUGCUGUCGCAUCAACAGCAACUUCGCCUGCUCCUGUCGAUCCUGGUGCUGUUGUCUCCCCGGCUGCCGGUCCGUUCGACGCCAGCCGACAUAGUACAAAGGUUCCACGAUCCAGAAGUGAAACGCAUGAACCAUCUGGUCGUGGACAAGAACACCGGUCGAGUUUACGUGGGCGCGGUGAAUCGGUUGUAUCAACUCUCGCCGGAUUUAAGCCUCGUCGUGAAGGAAGUUACCGGUCCAAAAGGUGACUCGACCGCUUGUUCGAUGAUCGACUGUCCCCGUGAAACGCCAACGAGGCUAGUGGACAACGUGAACAAGGCGUUGGUGAUCGACUACACGACCACCAGGUUAAUCUCGUGCGGAAGUUUGUCCCAGGGCACCUGCAGGGUACGAAACCUUCACAAUAUCUCGGACGUGGUGCAAGAAGUGAAAGAGGCCGUGGUAGCCAACAACGCUACCGCGUCCACGGUAGCGUUUAUCGCGCCCGGACCACCGAAUCCACCCGUUUCGCAAGUGAUGUACGUGGGUGUAACGUUCACCGGUAACUCGCCCUACCGAUCGGAGGUUCCCGCGGUCAGCUCCAGAUCAUUGGACAAGGAUAGAAUGCUGAACAUCGCGGAAGCUGCCGUCACCACCGGUACCAGGAUGUACGUGAACUCGUUGUCGCGCGAGAGAUAUCCUAUCAACUAUGUGUACGGGUUCAGCAGCGGUGGCUUCAGCUAUUUUAUGACCACGCAGAUGAAGAACACCGAUACCGCGGUAUUCAUAUCGAAGCUGGUUCGAGUCUGUCACGACGACGAGCAUUACUACUCGUACACCGAGAUACCGAUCAACUGCACCAACGAUGGCACGUAUUAUAAUCUGGUGCAGGCCGCGUACGUCGGCAAGGCUGGCUCGGUUCUAGCCGGAGAUUUAGGCAUCACCGCUCAGGACGACGUGUUGUUCGCGGUUUUUUCGGAGAGCAACAGCACGCACAGCGACGUACCAAAGGAGCAUUCCGCGCUCUGUGUCUACUCGUUGAAGGCCAUAAGAAGGAAGUUCAUGACCAAUAUACAGAAGUGCUUCAGCGGCGAGGGUCAUCGGGGGCUGGAAUACAUCUCUCCGAGUCACAAGUGCAUCUUAACGAAACUGCAAACGAUUGGCGAGGAUUUCUGCGGUCUGGACGUGAACACACCUCUGGGAGGCGAAGAUCCGAUGGAAGGAACCCCUGUGCUCACUUUCGAUACACAUCUGACGGCGGUCGCUGCUACCUCGACCGGCGACUACACGGUCGUCUUCGUGGGCACGAGCGAGGGUCACCUGAAGAAGGUGGUAGUGGAGAGCUCGACCCUGGCCCUGGAGUACGGCGACCUGGAGAUCGAUCCAGAUUGCCCGGUGAACCCAGACUUGUUGUUCGACUCGCAGCUGAUGCACCUGUACGUGAUGACGAACAAAACGGUGUCCAAGGUCAAAGUGCAAGAAUGCUCGGUGUACAAGACCUGCUUAGACUGUCUCGGUGCCAAGGACCCGUACUGCGGCUGGUGCUCACUGGAGAACAAAUGCAAUCUGCGCAGCGACUGUCAGGAUGCUGCCAAAGAUCCGCUCUACUGGAUCUCGUAUAAAAGUGGCAGAUGCACGACCAUCACGACCGUCACGCCGGACCAAUUGCAACGCACAACCGCUAGAACCUUGGAGUUGGUUAUUGAAAAUCUGCCAACCCUCUCUGGCCAAUUCCUUUGCGCGUUCUCUACUUUGGACAAAACCCUGAUCACGAAUGCCUCGAGAAAGUCAUUUGGAGUGAACUGCACCACACCCAGAACCGAUCUAUUGCCAUCUAUUCCGCAAGGGCAACAUCAUUUCACGGCGAAGCUUUCAGUCAGGAUGACGAAUGGGCCUGACCUCGUGGAUACCAAUUUCACGUUCUUCGAUUGCAAUACGUACAGCUCGUGCACCAAAUGCGUAUCAUCGAGCUUCCCCUGUGACUGGUGCGUCGACGGUCACAGGUGCACCCAUGACACAGCUGAGAACUGUCGGAACGAUAUAUUGGUCACCGGAGUUAGUAGAACGGGCCCCAGCUAUAGAAGCGGUCCAGCGUUCUGUCCGACGUUGAACGCGACCGAUUCCCAGGAGAUCCUGGUGUCUUCCGGCGUGAAGAAGGUGAUACGAGUAAAAGUGCACAUCAUCGGGCAAUUCAUCGUGCAGACCCGGUUCGUCUGUCAGUUCAACAUAGAGGGCCGUGUGACGAUCGUGAACGCUCGGCUGCUCGCGGACACGAUUUAUUGCGAGGAGACCGAGUUUUCGUACACAUCUCGGGCGCCCAACAUCACCGUGCCAUUCGCGGUGAUCUGGGGUGGCUCGAAACCUUUGGAUAAUCCACACAACAUCCAUCUGGUAAUAUACCGGUGCCGCGACAUGGCCGACAACUGCGGAAUGUGCCUGACCCUGGCGCCCAAGUACGACUGUGGAUGGUGUCAGAGCACAGACAGAUGCGAAGUGAAGGACAACUGCGAACGCAACACCGGCAUGUGGCUGAACAGUAACCAAACCUGCCCGAAUCCCGAAAUACAUUCGUUCGAGCCGGUUAUGGGACCUUGGGAAGGUAAUACGAACGUGACGAUACGUGGCAUCAACUUGGGCCAGACAUUCAUGGACAUCUAUCGAGGCGUGAUGGUUGGUGGAUUACCAUGCGAGCCAUACAAGGAACUCUAUAUACGCACAAAACAAAUAGUCUGUCGAGUGGAUGGCCCAGGUACAGAAGAAGGCAAACGUGGACCAGUAAUCGUGAGGAUCGAAGAUUUCAGGGGCCAAUCCGAAUACAACUUCGAGUUCGUGGAUCCUCAGAUUCUUUCCAUAUCACCAAAAUACGGACCUAUGAGCGGUGGCACCACCGUAAGGAUCACCGGGAAAUACAUGAACGCUGGCAGUACUAUCAAAGCCUUUAUCGAUGAGUUACCGUGCUCUAUAAUCAGUGCAGAGAUGAAUGAAGCGCUCUGCAUGACUAGCGCUAGUGAUCAUAAGAGGAAUGGAACGGUGAAGAUGACAUUCGAUGGUGCAUUUCGGAUCUAUAGCGGAACAUUUGAAUAUGCUGAUGAUCCAACGAUCGAGAGUGUAGAGAGUGGCGUUGCUGGUCAGAUGAAGAUUCCGAAAGGUAUUCCAGCAGGAGGAAUAAAGAUCUCGGUAACAGGCAAGAACCUAGGCUACAUUCAGAGCCCGCAGAUGUACGUGUACUACGACGAGAAGAUGUUCGUAUCGCAAUGCGAAGUGCACAGUCAAGAAAGCAUGAUCUGUAAAUCACCCACCAUCGAAGUACCAGAUAACGUUGUUCUAGACGCAGAAAAACCAUUAAUGUUGGAAUACGGCUUUCGCAUGGACAACGUGACAGGCGUGCAGAACUUGUCGCAACAUGGAUUCAAUCAUUUUCUCCUCUAUCCAAAUCCUAUAUACGAGGUGUUCGACGAGGAAAUUAAGUAUUACAAGAGCGACUAUUUGACCAUCAAUGGUCAACAUCUAGACCGCGCUUGCCAAGAGUCGGACGUGACAGUACAAAUAGGAAACGCGUUCUGUAACGUUACUUCGCUCUCUAGGCAACAGCUCACUUGUAGACCACCUCUGACACAACCACCAGCCAUCGAUUCCGAUGGUUUUCCAAAUAAGCAAGAACUGCCUGAGGUGAUUGUGAUCGUAGGUGGCACACUCCGUUACAAUAUAGGAAAACUGAGCUACGCACUGCCAGCUGGUCUUAAUGGACCACUAUCGAAACCAGCUCUGAUCGGAGUGAUCGCCGCCAUUGUGAUCUUAGUGUUCGUGUUUAUCGCCUUCCUUAUUGCAUAUCGACGCAAAUCUACGGAGAGCAAUCGGGUACUGAAAAAUAUGCAAGAACAAAUGGAUAUUCUAGAACUUCGUGUCGCUGCUGAAUGCAAAGAAGCUUUCGCUGAGUUGCAAACAGAGAUGACAGAUCUCACAGGCGAUUUGACCAGUGGAGGUAUACCUUUCCUGGAUUAUAGAACAUACGCUAUGAUGAUACUAUUCCCAAGCGACGACAAUAGCCCGGUACUGCAAUGGGAUCGACCGGAAUUGGCACGCAAAGAGAAAGGACUACGCCUAUUUGGACAAUUGAUAAUGAAUAAAACGUUCUUGCUCCUCUUCGUAAGAACUCUCGAGAGCAAUCGAUACUUCUCGAUGAGGGACAGAGUGAACGUGGCUAGUCUUAUUAUGGUUACGCUUCAGAGUAAGAUGGAAUAUUGUACAGAUAUUCUGAAGACCCUCUUAGCGGAACUGAUUGAGAAGUGUACGGAAGGAAAGAGUCAUCCGAAACUGUUCCUUAGACGAACGGAAAGCGUCGCUGAAAAGAUGUUGUCAGCUUGGUUCACUUUCCUCCUGUACAAGUUUAUGCGAGAAUGUGCUGGAGAACCAUUGUAUGUACUAUUUCGUGCAGUAAAACAACAAGUCGAUAAGGGUCCCGUCGAUGCAAUUACAUCUGAAGCACGAUAUUCGUUAUCGGAAGAGAAGCUGAUCAGACAGUCCAUUGACUUCAAACCAAUGACGGUCUACGUGUCUAUAUCUCAACAAACGGUCUUCGUCGGCGGUAUGGAUCCAAACACAGAAAAUGUUCCAGUAAAAGUUCUCGACUGUGAUACGAUAUCUCAAGUGAAGGAGAAGGCGUUGGAUACAAUCUACAGAGCCACGCCUUACAGCCAAAGACCAAGGAAGGAUGAUCUUGAUCUUGAAUGGCGAACUGGAGCAUCCGGUAGAUUGAUCCUCUAUGAUGAAGAUUCUACGACAAAAACGGAAGGCGAGUGGAAGAAACGAAAUACGCUGAAUCAUUAUAGGGUACCAGACGGAGCAUCGCUCAACUUAGUCUCCAAACAAUCGUCAAUCUAUAAUCUAUCGAUCCUCUCCGAGAAGACGGACAAAUCGCACAAAUACGAAACCCUGAAUCUUAGUAAAUUCAGUUCAGCCAGUCCACCGCUCUCCCGUGCCACAUCGCCGUUAAAUCAGAAUCAUGACGGUGGUUUGAAAUGUUGGCAUCUUGUCAAGCAUCAUGACUCCGAUGCACGAAAGGAGGGAGACCGUGGAAACAAAAUGGUGUCAGAAAUCUAUCUAACGAGGCUACUAGCCACGAAGGGUACACUUCAAAAGUUCGUUGAUGACCUGUUUGAAACAAUCUUUAGCACUGCCCAUCGAGGAUCAGCUCUUCCCCUCGCGAUCAAAUACAUGUUUGACUUUAUGGACGACCAAGCACUGCAGCACGGCAUAUCCGAUCCUGAAGUCGUUCACACAUGGAAGAGCAAUUCGCUCCCACUCAGGUUUUGGGUGAAUCUGAUUAAGAAUCCGAAUUUCAUCUUCGAUAUACACAAAUCGAACAUCGUGGAUUCGUGUCUGUCCGUCGUCGCGCAAACAUUCAUGGACAGCUGUUCCACUUCAGAUCAUAGAUUAGGCAAGGACUCGCCGAGUUCUAAACUACUUUACGCAAAGGACAUUCCAGUGUACAAAGAGUGGGUAGAACGUUAUUAUGCAGAUAUCAAAGUGAUGCCAGCCAUAUCCGAUCAAGAUAUGAACGCCAUGCUUGCCGAAGAGUCUAGGUUGCAUACGACGGAGUUCAACACGAAUUGUGCCCUGUACGAAUUAUACACGUACGCGGGUAAAUACAACGAACAACUGAUAGUUACUUUGGAGGAGGACGAGUUUUCACAGAAGCAGAGAUUGGCAUACAAACUCGAACAGGUACACAAUAUAAUGGCGGCGGAUAACCCCUGAUGUACCAUGAACUCUAUGAAGCAUAUGACAAAGCCCGCCCGCCAAGAGUUACCCUGCUGAAUACUCUACCGCAGUUAGGUACUCUUAAUGAAGCACCAAGAGGACUGGCCUAUGUUGUAAUCGAUCGUCUCAGGUUUCCGUGCAAGCCAGUUAUCUCAGCUUAGUACGCGAAUUAUUAAUACAAGAAGAAAUUGCACAAUGGACCGCUAAACUGUUCGAACGGGAGAAAUAUAAAAUGUCUACGAGGACUGAAGUGUUUUUGUGACAAAGUCUUCUGAAUUUGGUCGCUGGUUGGCAGGUGUGGCAAUAAUCACAACGGCGCAUUGUCACGCAUAAUUGUACAUAAAAUACCAAAAUCACGAUUAAUUGUAAUAGAAUUAUCGAUGUGCAACCACACCACCCGGCGGCCACGCAACCACAUACGAAAUGAAAACUGAAAAAUUUUUCGCGUGCUAUGAAAUCGUCGUGACGACGAUUCACACGCCGCGACCGCCGGCGGAUAGGGUUUUAAAACGAACGAAAAAAAUAAUAGAACAUUAGUGUUAUAAGUGAGUGAACGAAUCAGCCGAUCAAACCGAUAACUUGUAAAUGUGUUUAAAACGGUCGAUAUUUGCCGCCGCUAUCGGAGAUCGGCGAUUUUUAACGAAGAAACAUUUCCAUCCACCGCUACUAGCUGAAAUUUUUUUGAAUUAUGAACUGACGAAUUUUAAUAAAUAAGAUAAUUAACGAUUAACGAUGAUUAAUUAAACAAUAUGGGUAUAUUAUAUAUACAUGGAUGGUAUGUCGUAUGUAUAUGUGUACAUAUAUACACUUUAUACCGGCGCAAAGUAUGUGUGUAUGUAUAUGCAGUAUCCGAAGAACGAGCGCGCGUACAGUAUAGGCGCCGAUACCGAGAUAUUUCUCUCGCGGCGAUUAAUCGUUGCACGAGAAGAGAAAGAACGAGCAAGAAGAAAAGGAAAAUGAAGAAACAGAGGCGUCGCGAUAGCAAUUUUCGUCCAAAAUUUGUAAACGUGAGCUUCGACCGUCAUUGAUUGAGCAGGAUGCCAUACUGUACGUACGCCAUGCAUUACGCGUAUUAUUUAUACUUACAUGCAUCCAAAACGAAAAAAAAAAGGAAAGAGUCAUCCGCGAAAUCGGAGACAGACUGUGUAUUAGUUGAUAGGUAUUAAUCUAUGGACUAUGGCCGCGCGCGAGGCCAGCUCGAUGUGACGGUUGUGUUGAGUGUGCGUGCUUCCCCUCCUUGGUCUCCAGCUCAUUGUUCCAUUUUAUCAUUAAUCGUUCGUUCUCAUCGUCGUGCAUCCAUCACCUGAUGUUCACCUGAUCAUUGUCGCGCAAUUCAUGUUCAUCAGAAAAAAAAUCCCUCAUUGUCCUCGUGUCAUCAAUUACCUCUCUUUGUAUUACAUGUAGUAAAGAUGUCCACUAUCGGCGCCUCUUCUACUCUUUCUCAUCAUUCCUAAGAAAUCACAUUGUGCCACUCUCUCUUCUCCCUUGUAAUGCUUCAACGCCUCCGUCGUCAUGUUGUUGUCACUCUUAAUUAUUGUAAUAUAUAAUGAAUAACGAUCACUGUUGAGUAUUGUCUGAUUGUAAUACAUUGAUAUUGAAUUGAUAUGAAUUGAUAAUCAUUAAUUAAAGCGUAACAUUAAACUUUGUGGAUGUAGCCAUAUUGGUAUGGAUGAAAGUUUAAAACAAUUGAUGCAGAUGAGAGUGGUCGGGAGCCGUUCGCGAUAGACAGCGCUCGAAAAACCUCUUUGUUCUAGGAGUAUUUUAUCUGUACGCCAUUUUCAAAUGAGUCGAAUCGUAUAAAUCGUUCGUUUUAAUCUAUAUACAUAUGUAUAGAGAGAGAGAGAGAGGGAUCAAACCUGGUAUCAUCGUUUUCGAAAACCCUUCGCUAGGAAUCUUCAUAAUCUUCGCUAUAUCAUUUCUUCCAAGUUAAUCGUACUAUUAACGAACCACUUUUACAAACGCACAUCGAAACCCAAUGAGGUGUUUCGUCACAUGAUAAGACUUCUCGAUUCCGCGUAGGUUAGUUUCGAUAAAAUAUCGAGACUAUCGUAAAAGAAUUCAUAUCGCCGAAGGUGUUCGAAUAGGAUCAACCUUCGUGAGUUCUGUCAACGCGAGCGGCUGGUAGCGAAUGAGUGUUGUUUGUGUAUGCGUGAGAGUGUCCCGUGCGUCAAUUCAAUGUGCAGUUGUCAGUGGAGAAAGUAUUUAUUGCUCAAAAAACAUCGGAAGACCGUGUGUGGGAAGGAAAGGCAGCAGGAAAAAAUGCGGAGUUGGUAGGCUACGGGAAAGGAACGGGGGAGGGGGAAUGAAUGGGUGCGUAAAUUAAAAAGCGGCGAACGUACGUGAGACAUACAGAAGAAAAAAAUGGAUCACAGACAGGGUACUCCGCCAAGUCGAGGAACACGAGAAGAAAACCGAGAAGAUACUCACGUUGUUCAGUCGCUGUAUCACUUACAAAUGACAAAAAUAAAUAAAUAAAUGAAAAAAUUAACAAAAAAA